Symbiodinium sp. CCMP2592 is the source of this 3780-nucleotide messenger RNA. The record is from the annotation of a GenBank genome assembly. NCBI's taxonomy places the organism in Eukaryota, Dinophyceae, Suessiales, Symbiodiniaceae.
AUGCUGUUCUUUGCCUUGGCUCUGGCCAUCACUCUGAUCGGUGCAGCACAAGGUUCAGGAGCGGAGAUCUUCUCUCUGAUGGACGAAGUCAACUACCAAAUGGCCUGUUGGAUAACUCUCAUCAUUGCAGCUCUUCUGUUCGCUCUCUACCUGUUCUCUCAUCGCCCACGCCUCGACUGCGGAUCCUCGUACCGACAGCACUUCGCAGUGAGCGAUCUGUGUGCUGCCGUAUAUGCCAGAGAGGAUUACGGUGGCUUCUGCGGUCGCCGGAAGCGCGGAGAACUGAAGCUGGAAUUUACCAAGUACUAUCCCGAUGAAGUGAGCUUGGCCACGGGCCUGCCGCGAACAGCACCGAAUGCCAACUGCGUCGGCCCCGCUUCUGCGCUGCCUACAGCCAUGGCAGGCGACUCGGCAUCCGUGCUUCAAGAGAAAUCUCGUGCGGCUGAGGAGCAGGCCAAAGGAGGCGGGCCGAAGCACCUACUUGGCAGUCGGACAGCCACCCUUCUGGGCGUGUUGGGAACACUAGGGGCCCUCUACGAGUACCUGGCAAUGUUGAACUUCUCGGUGCACUUAACGCCGGUGUGCACGACCAAGCGAAAAGGUUGCAGCUGGAAGGUCGACAACGAUCAGUUCUAUGGCAAGGAGGCCUACGCAGAGGGCGCUCUGGUUCCCUCAGAUCCCGAGUCUGCCAAUUGUGUCGAUGGCCAGCGGUUUUGCGACUACUACUGGAGGCAUUCGGACUACUGUAGCCCGGACCAGGCAGAGUACCAGCAAGCAUCAGCGGCCGUGGAGUGUGACCAGCUUCCGACGCUGUUCAACCUGCUGAAGGAGGUGCCGCUCUACACCUCCGUCGCCAAGUCCAAGGACGUGAAGUACGUCACGCAGGACAGCGGGAUUAUUCCGACGGUAUCAUCUCCCCGCUUCUUCCGUGGCGGAGACUCUGUCAUACCGAAGGGCAUGGAACUGAGGAAGAUUGGCAGUUUGACCGAAGUGAACGCACUUCUGGCAAAGCACUUGCCCAUCGACUUUGAGCAGGUCGAGACCGCGUGCCACAGCGGCCCGGAUGGCUUCGUCUAUGUGGACCUCAUCCGCGAGCCGGAAGUGGAGCCACUGUUCCAGGAGGACUGUGAGGAGCUGCAGCAGGUUUGCUUGGCAGAGACUUGGUCGCCGGAAACCAACGGCUGGUGGCCUCCGAACCGCUGGCUAGACCUGCGCUUCGAGCGCGCCCUGUGCCUCUACGAUAGCUUGCCGGUUCUGCUUUCCAACGGCGGCCACCGAGUCUGGCGGGACGUGGGAGGCACCGAUCUGGAAGGCUUCGGCGAGGGCUGCCAUGGGGAGCCUCUGGCAAAAAGCAGCGCGGAGAGUUUGCGCGCCUGCGAGCAGCUCUGUGAGGCGGAGACCGGCUGCAACUACGCCUUCUACGGUGAGAGCGACAUCAUCGAGGAUAGCGGUCAAAGAUAUAACUGCAUCCUCUACGCCGCCUGUCCCGCCGUGGACGUGCCGGAACCAGACAAAGUGUUUCGACAAGUGCAAUGCGGCGAGGCUCUCUCAAGCAGCUAUCCCAACAGCGCCAUCAGGAACGUCUUCGUCAGGCCGCACACUCCUGGCACUCCCGAUGCUGAUUGGCACAGAUGCCGCGAUGCAUGCCUGAAUGCCACAAGCUGGAGAUCGCUGUGCAAUGGCUUCGCCAUGGAGAGCAUGCCAGCCAAUCUGCAGCAUGGACAGAUGGUGAAGGCAGACUUCACUUGCGCGCUGUUCGGGCCGAGUGAAUUCUCGAUGCCAGCAGGGUGGACGAGGUUACCGACCCAUUUGAACCACACCCUCGGCAUCCCCGGAGUGAAUCGAGGUUCUUGCUUUGUCCGGAAGUUGCCCUUGCGACCGAACAGGAAAAGGAUGACUGUCGCCGGGUCGCUACGCGUCUUCACCGACAGGAUGAACUGUGCAGGUUGCUUCACAAGGGGAGUCUCCUCGUACUACCUGGAGUUUCCCAACCUGGUGAACUUCGUUACGCAGCUCAUAGGAGUUAUCGCCUUUGUUCGAAUGGUGCGAAAAGCGAACGAAGCGGCUCCAAUGGCCGUGGCAUUCUCGGGCAAACCCGAGAUUGUUUUGGGCAUUGCUCGUGAUCCUGCGAACCCAGCAGGAUUCGACGACCGCGAGGCAGCAUACCUUCAGUUCAUCCGAAGCUGCUGGGAUGUGCAUUCCCGGCAUCGCCAACGAGACGCUGGCGCAAAGGACUUCUGGGAAGACAUGGAGGAUGAUGCUGCCGCAUCUUCGGCAAAGGUUACAACCGGACUUACGCAUCGAGACAAUCUCAGCGUGGAGCCUGUGGAGUGCCAAGACUAUGACACCUACGACUUGGUCGACAGCUCGCGACAACACUGUUAUGUAGACAAACGCUUGCUGGGAAUGGCACCUGGAGAGAAGGUUGCAGCUGUCUGGAACGAAACUCAACGUCACAGCUUGUGGAGCUUUCUCGUCUUCGUGUUUCUCUAUGGCUUCGGGAUCGCGCUCUUAGAAUGGCUACUUCCGGACCUCAUGCAAGCGAAGGCUGCGAGGGCUUUCCUCUACCUCGUCGUUCCAGGCUCCUUGUUGGCCUACGUCUACUUCAAGCUCCGCUCAGAGCUGCAGUGCUUGUGUGUCACGACCAACACUGGUCGAGUCAUUCAGCUGUCCAGAACACCGCCCACCGGACUGGGUUUUAUUUGCCCCCACUUCUUUGGCGGCACGGACCUCCGGCUGGACAUGUUCGUUGUCGGGAAGGCCGUGUAUGUCCAGCUGGACAUGCCUCUGAAACCCAUCUGGGCCGAUUGGAUCCGGGCCUGGCGCAGAGAUCCCUGGCGAAGAGGAACCGUGUCUGUUCGAGGAGAGCAUGGUCUGCUACAAGUCCGACGCACGAACGGCGAGGCCGUGGUGGCGUACCGAGCACUGAGCGAGAUGAUCGAGGCGAAAAAGACACAGGGCCUUCGAGCUUGCUGCUUGGGAACGGCUGAGAUCUUCGGGAUCACGGCGAUAGACGACCUGCUUCUCCCGGAUGAAAAUCUCAUUUGGGAGCGGAAGUUGAAUUGUGUCGGCCAUUUCACGGACCCUUUCGACUACACCUCAUUGAUGGUGAUCACUGACUCCAGACUGCAUGUCGCCCGAGCUCGGUGUCCAAAGCCAUUGAGCCUGCGUGGACUUCUUCUAGGUCCACUGACCUUCGGAUUUCGAUGUAUGCACGUCCAGGAGUGGCUCGGCCACCACGCCGGUCUCACGAUCUCGAGCCUGGCGCACAGCAGCCUGGAGUCCUAUGCCACGACGAGAUCUCGGGCUCCUCCCUUUUGGCCUGGUCUGGGCCCACCCAUCGAUGGCUUCGGCUUCGUUUUUAUGCCGAAGUUCACGCAGAUCUAUCCAGCAGCGCUCUCUGUGUCUCAGAAGCCGUAUGGCCUCAGGGUCAAGGCCACCGUGCAAGAUCCGGCCAUACGCCUCUGCGCUCGCAGCGGAUACUUGAGAGUGAAGACAUCUUCGCAGCACUCCCUUCCGAAAGGCGCACGAGUUGUGAUGGUGGAAGACGCCUCUGGGGAGGAGAUAGAACUGGAUGAUGAGUGUUGGUCGGCACCAGAGGGCUGCCUCCUUGAAGAAGGAUCGCGUGUUACCCUCGAAGCCGUCGAUCACCAGUGGUCCACAGUCUCGGAUGAGCCGUGGGUCUCACAGCUGCGAGCGAUCAUGGUGGGCACCUCAGUAUCUAUCUAUAUGUAUAUAUAUAUAUGUAUCGUAACCCAGAACCCAAAACCCUCUAUAUAG